Molecule: messenger RNA, 6956 nt
Organism: Numida meleagris (helmeted guineafowl)
Lineage: Eukaryota; Metazoa; Chordata; Aves; Galliformes; Numididae
Gene: KY
Product: kyphoscoliosis peptidase
Exons: 12
Coding region: 4013-6226 (737 amino acids)
Source: RefSeq, a predicted model, not a curated record
UUGCUAUGGGACUGGCAUUGGGGUGGUGCUGGCAUGGAAGCAAGCAACCCUAGGCACUGAACUGGUGCAUGGAGGGCAUGGCCUUCCCUAUUCUGCUCUGCCAUUUUCUGGGAUGCAAGUGAAAAAUCAAAUAACUUUCACUGAUCUCACUGAAGGGGAGAGGAUAAGCUCCAAAAGUAGUCGCACCAGGGAGAUGAUACAGGAAUUACCAAUGUUGCCUCCCAAGAUCUGUAAUUACCAGGAAAAUUACAGAAAUAGUGUAUCAAUAAAUAGCACAAAUUGUGAAAAGGGAUUUUUGAUUGGAACCAAUGCCACGGCACUGCAAAGCACUGCCACUUGUGCACCAGUACAGUGCCACAGUUUCUGUCUGAAUUUGCUCCCCUCUUUACCUUUCUGAAAAGAUGUAGAUAUCUUAUGAUGUAAUAAAAUAUUUCCAAAAAAGCUAAAACCAAUAUCUUUACAAUAUAGUGACUAAUACUCCUUCCACCAGCUUUGGGCACACUGAAUCCCAGCACGCCUACUCUCACCUUUAAACACAAGGUGUGUGUUGGGCAGGAGCAUGGGGACAGGAGAGUGGCUGGUGGUCACUGGGCUCAGCUGGGCACAACACUGCAUCAGCACCUUGGGCACCUGGCACUGCAGCAGGCAAGAAGGCAGAGGCAUGUGGGCUCAGUGUAGCAGGAGCCCCUGGAGCAGCACUCACCCCAUUUCCCAGCAGGAAAGACAUACGAGGAGCACUGUCCUUGCAGCCACCUCAAUGACACAAAUAACGUGCUGCAGAGCUGAGGGGGACAAAUUGUAAACCUCCAGCUAAGAACAAUGAUAAUGAAAGCACAGAAGUGAAACUUCAUUACCUGCAUCUGCUCAGGAUCUGCCCUGAGGGAUCCUUUCAAGUUUUCUGGGUUGUUUUAACUCUCUGAGUCUGGCUCCUGUGCUUGCUCUGAUGUGCUGGUGCUGGCUGUGAUUCCUUCCCUUUUUUUGUCACUUCUUUAACCAAACAACCAUCUUCUCCUCCCGGUACUGUGCAUACAGACACAUAGCAUCGUGCAUUCAAAGCUCAGGCACCUAAAACCAGGAAAGCAGAAAGAAAAGCAUAAUGUGAUUUUUGAUCAGCUGUUCCAGGAAAGAGCCUAAUAAUGCUUCCUAUUACCAGCAGCACAAGUGGAAGUGAGACCAGCAACUGGACAAGGACAACAGCCCAGCUCCAUAGGUGAGCUCAUUUCCUCCUGAACAGAAAAGUCUCCCCUGUGAACUUUUGGUCUCCUGGGGCAGGAGAAUGCAUUUCAGCACUGCUGAUCUUGCUUUGAACAGCUCUGAAAAUUAGAGAUUCCCAUCUCCUUUUGAAAGGGUGAUGGGAAUGAGGAGGGCAUCUACCACCUCCCAGUGCCCUACAGGGCUGCAGGUCAGGCAACGGACCAGCAUACCUUGUGGCUUCAGCCCAGGGAUGAGGCCAAGCAGCUCUGCCAAGGCAUAGUGAAAGGCCUGGUGAGGUGUGAAGGUUUGACAAAAAUGGCUUUGUGUUCUGGGCUUUGCUUAUGACCAAGGUGAGCAGCCCUGAGAGCAGAAGGGUGCAAGCAGCCCUUAUGUAGUAAAACCAGGUAUGCCCCACCCUAAUUAACUUUACCUGCCUUCAGCUGGCAUUGGGUUGCCUUGAGGUACACGCCGGUCCUUCUAAGCACCAGAUUUCUACCUGAGGCCAUUUAGAUGCUUCAGCUUCAGCUCCUAGUGACCACAAGCAGGCAGCAUGCCACUGGCAGGUAGUGUUCCCAGUGCUCAGUCCCAGUGUUACAGUGUCCCAGGAAGGCUUGGGGCUUUGACCAGCUAGGCUCAUUGUCACUCCAGAAGGUUUCAUUAAGUUCGCUUUUACUCAAAUGCUGGUAAUGAGUUGCACGUACUUUUGACAUCUACAUCCAUACCACCUGCCUCCAGUGUACUUUGCACUGUAUACUAACCUGUCUGAGGGCAAUGCAAUGCUAGGUGGCUAACAGCAAAGCACAUUGUCCAGGGCAUUAUUCAGAUUACUGGGACAUGGUAAUCGAUCCCCAAACUUCCAGCAGGGGAUCUGGGAGGAAGAUCUCACUGGCCUCCUUGCAAGGUCUGGGGGAUGGAGCCCACCACAAGGCCUCGGUGCCCAGAAUACCUUCAGGGGUUGAGUUAUUUGGAGGUUAGGAAAGGAUUAGUGCCUUAACAACAGCACUCUGCCCAGCUAGGAUCAUGCUCCCCAUCUAGAAAGGCCAGCAAUAAGAAGCAAGCCAAGCUGUACUGAGGAUCAGCAGACCCGUGUUCUGACAGGCAUGACAAUACAGUUGGGCACUGGCAAACUUGAGGAUGCAGGAAGACACAGAUCUAAAGCACUGUACCCGCUGUUCCUGUGUCAUAGCCUGGCCUCACCACAGCCUCCUGCUGCACCCUAAAUCCAACCCAACCCCUCAUGGCAGGGCUGUCCCAGCCACCAGCUCAUCUCCUGGCUGCGUAGAUAAUGGGAAACCAAGCACGGGAGUUUACAGUUCAGUGGAAAGUUCUACUGCCAUCUUAAAUCAUAAAGCCCAGCUGCUGACACAGCAGAAGCUGCAAAACAAACGGAGCAUUUGAGCAAUCUGCAGGUUGGAGGCUGCCUGAAGGAGAAUAAGCGCGGUGUCUCACAGCUCUGCUGGAUGGAGAGGGAAAGGAUAAACCAAAAGAGGAGGUUAAAACUCAUCAGAAUGCCAUUGUAAUGCUCUGUGUGGCACUUCAAAGUUAGCCUGCAAUUGAGAGAAAAUGGCAGCUGAGAUUCAACGUCUGCAAAUACAAAGCAAUGCACAAGGCAAAAAAACAAACACCAAAUAUGUAUACACACGCACGCAAUAACGAGCUCUAGAGGAGCUAUUCUGGGUUGGGAGAUGGACCCGGGGCAUCAUUGUGGAUAGGGCUGCGAUAACACCGCCCCUGUGGCAGGUGGACAACAUGGAGCUGGUGCUAGGAGAGUUGAGAGAAAGGGCACAGGGAAGAAAACAGAACUUGUCCAAACCCAGCAGCGAUGCACAUGGAGCAGCUGGCCCGGCUCUGCUCCCACAUCUCCAAGUUCAAGCCCUACAAGACCAGCGAUGGGGAUCUCCUGUAGCUGGGAAGUCCACCAAGGCCAGGAACCCCCUCCUGCCCCUCCUGCACAGCCCCUGGAUCAGCACUGAAUGCAAAAUGCCCACGGAAGAGUUAACGCGUGCUCCUCAGCCAGGCAGCCUGCAAUCUUCUUCUCCACCCAACGGGACUCAAAUAACCUAAUUCUUGCUCUACAUUUGUAUGGACUCUCCUUCCCCCAGAUCACCCCUGGAGAAAUGACAGCUACGUGGUAAAUACAUGUAAUCAUGCCACUCUGAUAGCUUCUCUUGUUCUCUGGCCAUUAAUUCAUCUCCCUGGGACUUAGGUGAGCAUUUUGCAUCCCGCAGCAAAUUCAAAGAUCUGCCUUUAUUUUAAAAUCAACACAACGAUAAAAACCUUUCUCCUUCCCCUCCUCAAAAUGUAAAUUUUUAGCUUCAAAAAUAUCCUGGCACACAGACAGCUGUUGCUAGCCAUGACCUUACCUCUGGCCAAUGACAGAUUUCCCAUGUGUGAAAAAUUGCAGGGCUUUAACAACCUCCUGAAUGCCCUAGUGCCAAGGCCAGGGCUUGGUGCUGAUGGGGCUGAUAGUAGGGACAUGAGCACAUGACAAAUUGUUGGGUAUGGUACGGGUCAAGGUAUGGUGGGACUUGGUGACCCUGAAGCUCUUCUCCAGCCUGGAUGAUUCCAUGAGCAGCACCCACCACAAGCAAAACCUUCACUUCGUGAUAAAACCACAACCAGAAAUCUCAUUGCUCCACCCUCAGAGUAUUCUUUGUUUGGGAAAAAAAAUGAGGAGCAAAGAAAAAAUGCAAAAGUGUCCUGCAAGAAGAAUUGCAUUCUCCUGGAUGAUCAUCAUUUCUAGGAAAGCACAACUUCCUACAAAUGCUUUCAUUUCUCUGGACAUACGCUGUAGCCAGGUCAUAGUGAUGGCAGAGCAAUGCUGAUGGCUGGAAUAUCCAAGUCACUGUUAAAAGAAAGAAAACAUCAGCACAACCAUGGACAAAACGCACCAGCUCUGCUCCCAGCUUUCGCGGUUAUGUUCCUCUGGGGGGCUUGCAGCACUCUGGCUCAUGGCCAUGGCAUAACUCAGGUCACACAAGUGCUGUCUUCUUUCAUCUGUGGCUUCUGCCUGGAUUUGUCCCUGUUGAUGCUAGACCACCACUUUCCUGGUGAUGGAGAGGAUCCAUGUGAAGAGCACAUGCAGUUUGGGAGCAGCAAGGAAAGCACUGGGAUGGGAGGCAGCAGCAGAGCGUGUCAUGCUGGUCUGCAGGAUGAUGGAAAUGGAAACCACAGACCACAGCCACUACCGAAGAGAGACCUCAGUGGCCAGCAAGCUCCCAAGGAGCCCCACAAGCAGAAGCAAACUGUUACUUCUUACACUAAUGAAGGAACCCAGGUGACGGUGGAGAUCCAUCCCAAGGGCACCUCCCCACAGUUCUUCAAGAAGCUCUCCUUUGGGAAAGGUCCCCGGAGAGUGCCCAGCCUGAGAGGCCAGGACAACAAAGCUUUUGAAAGAACCGAAGCCCCACGGCCACCAAGCGCAAAAGACUUUCACGUGUAUCCAUGGGACAAAUCCUCUUUGAAAUCCCUGGCAGUGGAUCUGCAGAAAUUUGAGAAGCUGGAUGCCUAUGCAUUAAAAGUGAACACCAAGGGCAGUGUAGAGGAGCUUGUCCAAACCCUGCUUAAACAAGCCCGCACAGACCUGGAGAAAGUCCGUGCCAUAUGGAUGUGGAUAUGCCACCACAUAGAGUACGACGUAGUGGGCUUCCAUAACAAAAGCCUGCGGCUGUGUGAACCCACGGAUGUGCUGCGGUCAAGGAAGAGUGUCUGCGAGGGAUACGCUGGGCUCUUCCAGCAAAUGUGCAGAGUCGCGGGGAUCCAGUGCAUGAAGCUGUCGGGGUACUCCAAGGGCUAUGGGUACAAGGUGGGGCAGACCUUCCAGGGGAACUCCGACCAUGCCUGGAACGCCGUCUACCUCGAUGGGCGGUGGCACCUCCUCGACAGCACCUGGGGAAGCGGCAUUGUUGAUGAUGCCUCAACCAAGUUCACCUUCAGAUACAAUGAGUUUUACUUUCUGACUCACCCAGCUCUGUUCGUGAACAAUCACUUCCCAGAUAACAGCAACUGGCAGCUCCUCAAACCAACGCUGACACUGAAGCAGUUCGAGAGCAACGUGCAGCACAACAGCGACUUCUACAAGCUGGGGCUGCUGGCUGCACACCCACAGACAGCCCUCAUCCAGACAGAAAAUGGAAUGGCCACCAUAUCAGUGGAGUGCCACCCUUCCACAUUAUUCACCUUUAAGCUGGAGGGAACAGACAAACAUGGCUUGUUGACCUUGAGAAAGCAGGGGAUGAUGCUGGAGCUCUACCCCCAGAAGACGGGACGCCAGGAGCUGCAGAUCUUCGCCAGAUCCUCCAAAUCCACAGAAGAUGUCUACACCUGCGUGCUGGAGUACAUCGUGGAGUGCAAGUCCGUGGACAAGAGCAGGCGGUUCCCAAAGGACCUACACCAGCCCGUGGGGCCGAGCUGGUUCACGGAGCGACAGGGCUUCCUGCGGCCCUCGCACCCUGACCCCAUCAUUCACACCAACGACGGGCGCUGCACCCUCACCUUCACCCUGGGGAAGGACAUCAGCAUCCUGGCCUCACUGCACACCAACGGCAGCAGCCUGAGCGAGGAGAUGAGCAGGCAGCACAUCAUGCAAAUCCACCGCGGCAACCAAGUUGAGUUUAAGGUCCACCUGCCCCACGCGGGGACCUUUGUUCUGAAGUUCUUCACCAAGAAGAAGUCAGACCCCGGCAGUUACAGCUUCGUCUUCAACUACCUCAUCACCUGCCUGAACACCGAGGUGAAGUGGCCUGCCUUCCCGCUGAGGUACAGCAACUGGGCCGAGGGCUAUGAACUGCUGGAGCCGCUCUCCAGGCUGCUGCCAGCCAACCGCAACGUGCAGUUCAAGCUCAAAAUGCAGGGGAUAUCGAAGGUGCUGGUGCAGGCGGGGGACACCUACACGCUGACCCUCAGCAGAGACGGCUUCUGGGAGGGGACCUGCAACACCGCUGGGUGCACGGAGCUGUUUGUCAUGGUGCACGAGAACGCCAACCACAGCUACUACUCACACGUCCUGAAGUACAACGUUGAGACGCAGUAAUGACUCCUCCUCGUUCCCCGGCUCUCCUGCACCACCCAACGCGUCCGAAAACUAAAUACCGCUUUAGGAGAUUGUUUGCUCUCUCAAGCAAGGUUGUUCCAAUGCAGAGCAAUGCUUGCAUCCUCCUGCAAGACCAAGGGCUCAGAGAAGUUCAGAGGCAAAAAAUCCUGUGACAAAGGGAGCAGCAGUGCAAGGAACUAAAUCAACCCCCCAGCCAUGUUUCAGCAGCACUGUCCAGGCAACGCUUUGGAGAAACCAAUGGCCAUGUGGCCGUGGGCCUUUGGCAGCGAUGGCUGCUUUCCAAACUACAGACCACAAGAGAAGUCUUACUGCGACUACCUAGAGUAGAACCCACCUCAUCACGGGGCAGGAUGAAGAAAGCACCCUCUGGUUUUGAGCAGCACUAUAGGGCACGGGGAAUUUCAGGCUAUUUAAACCAGGUUUCUGUACAACUUUAGACAUCCCAGGAGAGAGAAGUGUUGGGAAGAAGAUACUGACGUUUUCUUGUGCACUUCAUUGUCUUACACAUUUCAGCAAUACUGCGAAAUGACUUCUUACACUGAAUCUUAAAUUCAGUAAACAAAAUAAUUUUUACCUUUUUAUAUUAGAGCAUUUGAAUUGUAAGCACUUUUUUCUUCUGUACUAUUAGCACUGUAAUCGUAUCUCAAGUAUAGAGGUGUUUGCACAAUCAAAAGUAUAGCAAAACAGAGAAUAAAGAUCUCAAAAAUUG